Messenger RNA from Cuscuta campestris, 1959 nucleotides. The record is from the annotation of a GenBank genome assembly. Lineage: Eukaryota; Viridiplantae; Streptophyta; Magnoliopsida; Solanales; Convolvulaceae.
CUUUCCUACACAAUUCCACCAUCAUUAUCAUCUCAUCUCUCCCCUCUCCAUUCUCUCUCUGUCGGCCAAACAACAAGGAAAAGAAAAGAAAACUUCAACUCCAUAGUUGGUUCAAGGAAGAAGAAGAAGAAGCAAGAAACCAUCCAAAAUUUCCAAAUCUUGCACUCAAAAACGCAGCAGCAACUUCUAGGCGCAAGAAGAAAUCCUUAGCAGAAGCACAAGAGGAGACCGGCAGUACCGAACCAACAAUUUAGAAACGAAUCCUUUGGUGCUGCGAAAAUGACUUUUGCUCUCAACAAACUUCUUCCAGACCUCUCCAAACUCGAGCCGCUCGACGGAAAGAACUACCGCCGGUGGUCGCAGAAGAUGCUAAUAUUCUUCGAACAACUUGAGGUAGACUACGUCUUGUUCGAAGACGCCCCAACUGAUUUUGUUGAAGAUGUCAACACCACCGACGACUCCACCGCUGCAACUGCCGAUGCCGCCGCUACCAAAGCCGUUGCCGCUCCAGAGAUGUCCAAACGCUCUGCUUCCAAAGACAAGGCUAAGGGAGAUGACCAAGCCAAAAGAAAGUACGAGAAGGACAACAAAACAGUUCGUGGUCAUCUCCUUAGUCACAUGACAAAUCCAUUGUUUGAUUUGUUCAUUCCGAACAAGUCCGCAAAGUCAAUUUGGGAGACAUUGCUGAAGAAGUACGGGGCGGAUGAUGCUGGAAAGAGCAAGUAUGUCACCGGAGAAUGGCUGCGUUUUCAAGUGGUGGAUGACAAAUCAAUCAUGGACCAAGUCCAUGAAUGCGAGAAUCUGGUUUCUGAUGUCCUGGCCGAAGGGAUGAUGAUGUGCGAAAUUUUGCAAGCAAAUGUUCUCAUUGAGAAGCUGCCACAAUCAUGGGCAGAAUACUGCAAAAAAUUAAGGCAUAAGAAACGAGACAUGCCACUGGACGAAUUAGUCUACCACAUCAAAAUUGAAGAGGCAAAUCGCCUCAAGGAUAAGUCACUGUCCUCUUCUGUUUUACCUCCUGUUAAAGCUAACCUCGUUGAAUCUUCAAAUGGCAAUAAUCACAGGUCUAAAGGGAAUUCCUCCGGCUCUUUCAAAUCGAAUAAGAAGUCCUUCAAGAAACCUGGAAAUAAACACUUCAAGAACCAUGGUGGACAGAUUCAAAAGAAAAAUAAUGGUGCUUGUUUUGUGUGUGGUAAAACAGGUCAUAAGGCUAAUUGCUGCUUUAAGAGAUUUGACAAUAACAAGGAUGGAAAUGUUCACCACAAUCCUCAAGCUAAUGUUGUCGAGCAUGAUGACAUCAUUACUGCCGUAGUUUCUGAAGUGAACAUGGUUGAGAACCAUGUUGAGUGGAUAGUGGACACCGGGGCCUCUCGCCAUUUCUGUGCUAAUAAAGAGCUGUUUGUUGAGUUUGAUGAGUCUGCCGAAAUUGAGAAGGUGUUCAUGGGAAAUUCAAAUAGCGCAGAUGUGCUUGGCAAAGAAAAGGUUCUUCUUAAAUUAACUUCUGGAAAAUCUUUAUCGUUGUCAAAUGUUUUUUAUGUACCCUCCCUUCGUAGGAACUUGAUUUCAGGAGCCUUACUUAAUAAGGCUGGUAUUAAGUUGGUCUUUGAGGCUGACAAGCUUGUUCUGACCCGUAAUGGGGAGUAUGUGGGGAAAGGGUAUCUCUCUGGUGGAUUAUUUGUUUUGGAUGUUUCUGUUAACAACAUGAAUAAAGCUUCUACUUCUGCUUAUAUUGCUGAGUCUAUUGAUUUGUAGCAUGAUUUAUGUGCCUCAAUGAUCGUUCUAUAUUUGAAUCUAGGGAUGCUGAAUUUUUUGAACAUAUUUUUCCACUAAAGAAGGACAUUGUACGUCCUAUUUUAUCAGCUCCUAAUUUUGCAUCUGCUUCUGUUCCAUCUAAAAAUAAUGAGGUAACUGAAAUCAGGAAAAGCAAAAGGCGUAGGAUUGAAACAAAUUUUGGUCCUGAUU